CCCAUGAUUCUGUUCGUUCGCCCUGUUCCAAUAGUCCAAGCAUGAAGAUGCAAUGAUCUAUAGGUUGUUUACACGAAGUUUGCACAUACUAAGAAUGGCAGCUCCGAAAAAAGUAUCUAUAAUAGGCUCCGGAAACUGGGGUUCUGUGAUAUCUCGCAUUGUGGGCGCCAAUGUGAAAGACCAUCCGGAUUUAUUCCAACAAACGGUGCAGAUGUACGUUUAUGAAGAGCUAAUUGAAGGAAAGAAGCUCACAGAAAUUAUCAACACGGAACACGAGAAUGUGAAGUACCUCAAAGGUUUUAAACUGCCGGACAACAUUGUAGCAAACCCAGAUGUAGUAGACGCAGCCAAGGAUGCAGAUAUUCUUGUGUUUGUUGUACCUCACCAGUUUGUAAAGGCAGUUUGCACCAAGAUGAAAGAAGUGGUGAAACCAGGUGUAAUUGCAAUUUCCCUUAUAAAGUUUGGCAUCCCCUGUGAAUUCAUGAGAAUUGAUGCAAUUGCUGACAAGACUCACAUUAUGACCUGGCAAGAAUGCCGAAAGAACAGCAUAGACAGAAAUGAGGCUCUUAAACGACAGGCUAGCAUCAGGGGUCUUGAUCAUGCAAGCACUGGAAUUAAUCUUGUGUCGACCAUGAUUAAAGAAGCUCUGGAAAUUCCUCAUGUCAGUGUCUUGAUGGGAGCAAACCUUGCCAAGGAAGUAGCCAGAGAGAUGUUUGGAGAGGCUACUAUAGGUUGUCGUAUGGAAGAACAUGGUCCCAUCCUUAAGGAUUUGUUCCAUACAGAUUAUUUCAAAAUCAAUGUUGUGUCAGAUGCAGACACGGUUGAACUCUGUGGCUCACUUAAGAAUGCUGUGGCAGUUGGAGCUGGAGUUGUGGAUGCCUUAGGUUAUGGUGACAACUCCAAGGCAGCAGUCAUUCGCAUUGGACUCAAAGAAAUGAUUCAGUUUGCUCGAAGAUUCUACGAUGAUGUCAGACUGGAGACUUUCUUCGAAUCAUGUGGAGUGGCUGAUUUAAUAACUACUUGUUAUGGUGGAAGAAACAGGAUAGCCGGAGAAGAGUUUGUGAAGGGAAAGACAUUUGAAGAAGUUGAACAGUACAUACUUGGAGGGCAGAAGCUUCAGGGGCCCCACACAGUUUAUGAAGUGUAUCAUCUUCUCAAGGACAAUGAUUUGCUUUCUGAGUAUCCUCUGUUUACUGCCAUCUACAAUGUGUGUUUUGAGAAGCAUCCUCCUUCAGAGAUGAUAGAAGUCCUCAAAAGACAUUUGUAGAACUGAGUCCUAUGGUUGUAAUCAUGGUGUCAACAUUGUCUUAUAUUUAUUCAAAUUUACAAUGAUUUAUAAUAUUUUUUUUGUAUAAUGAGUCCACAUGGCAACAUGACAUAACUUUACCUGAAAUAUAAAGUUUAAUACUCCAGACUAUGAGCAGUCCUUCCUUUUCUGCAAAGUCUGUGGCGUUAGUAAAAAAAAAAUAGUAAAAAAAACUGAUGUAAGUGUGUUGCAUGGAACUCUUUGGGCCUCACUUCCAGUGUUCCACACUGCUGUGUGCUAGCAUCAAUCUUUUUCUUUGCCGAUUAUUUUGGACGUCUGACAGAAUUUGUUAAAAGGAGCAACUGCUGGUAGUCUAAUGUUACUCAGAAAUUUACAGUUUUGAUGAAAAUUUAUAGCCCAAUUCCAAGUUCAAAAUCCUUCCAUUUAAAAAUUAGGCCAGGUGCCUGUGAAAAUGAGUUUUAUUCAUGUGAGAAUGCCUUUACACUCAUCUUGAAACAGAGGCCUUAGACAUCUAGGAAGUAGCCUCAUAUUCUUCUCAAAGGAACCUUCAGCAACUAAAAUUAACACAUGCUUUAGUUGAUCCUCUGCCCUGGCGGCAACUCCAUUGAACAUUGAAUUAUUGAAGCAGUUAAACUAAAACAGAAAUUUACAAGCACAAAACUUCAGCUAGAGAAAAAAGAGUGCACUCAACGAAUAACACUUGCAUUUGUUGCUGGGUUGCUUUAGCUGCACUGAAUGAGACUUCAACUCUAUUAUUAAUUACUACUCAUACCAGUAGAACUAACUGAGAAAACUACCGCAAACAAUAAAUUUUAGCUUUAUUAAUGUUGAUAAUAAUUCUGAUUAUGGGAUUUAGCAAUGGACAUUCCAGGUGGUGUCUCUUUUUGUCUACUGUUCUUAGGUUGAUUUGGAAUUUAGAACUAACUACUUAUCCAAAUAAGUUACUCUAGAUUUUUGCAAUAAUGCAUCCCACAGAAGCCAUGAAAAAUUAAAACAUUUUCAAACAAAACAAUGUUAAAAAGUGUUAAUGAACUGGUGUUUGGAUCUUACGGACAAAUGACUUAAUUGUUUAAGGCUUUUAUAUUUGUAGAUUUUCUCUUAGGUAAUGUUUAUUGACAUUUUCAUCAUCAUCAUCAUCAUUGCUCCUGUUUUCAAACUUUUUCUAGAAGAUAUCAAUGUGGACAUGGUUGUCACAAGGAGAAGGGAAGAGUCAUUUAAAAUCUUUUUUCUCUAUUUUUUUGGUCCAGUAACAACACUCAUCUCUUAGUUAAAGUUGUCCAGGUAGAAUUUGCCAAAAUACCCAAGAAGUCAAGAAAAUUGGGCAUUCGAAAAUGUCGUGUAAAAUUAGCAUAAUGCCGUGGAGUCAUUAGAUAGAUGUAAUUAUUGUUGUAAUUUUUUUUUUUGUUAAUAUAUGGGAAUUAAAUUAUAUUUUCUUUUCA
Molecule: messenger RNA, 2706 nt
Organism: Pocillopora damicornis (cauliflower coral)
Lineage: Eukaryota; Metazoa; Cnidaria; Anthozoa; Scleractinia; Pocilloporidae
Product: glycerol-3-phosphate dehydrogenase [NAD(+)], cytoplasmic
Biological process (GO): carbohydrate metabolic process; glycerol-3-phosphate catabolic process
Cellular component (GO): cytosol
Molecular function (GO): protein homodimerization activity; NAD binding; glycerol-3-phosphate dehydrogenase [NAD(P)+] activity
Source: RefSeq, a predicted model, not a curated record